AUGUCUGUCGUUUCGGGCAUAUCACCUAUUAAAGAACAUAUCAUGACUGACGAUCACGUUGACGAGAGAAAGCCAUUCAGUUACGGUCCUUCUCGUAUUGAAAGUUUGCUCGAGUCGGUGUCCGAUCCGAGAACGGAGACAGACUUCGCGAAAAUUACCACGGAAAUUAAUAACGAAAAUGCGGCUGAAAGAGGUAUACGAAUUAAUAAUGUUCAGCGCAAUGAAAAAUCCGUACAAAACACUGAACCGAUGGAUUGGACACCAACAAAAUCAGACGCCACCCUCCCGUCACCUAGAACACGAUCUUGCUCCGGCUCUGAAUCCCCGGCUGCCGCUUCGAGAACUGUUGCCGUCAAUCUAUUCCCUCUUACUGAUUCAAUCGUAUUUAGCCCGAAACAUUUGACAUUCGCGCCCGAACAAGAAAUUAAGGUAGGUAGGGUCAGCGGAAGUCGAAACCAAAAAGAAGCAAAGGCAGAGAAUGGUGUUUUUAUUUGCGAUGUGAUGUCGAGAGAACACGCAAUGCUUAAGGAGUCAAAUGGAAAGAUUUUAAUUAAGGAUACAAAAAGCACACAUGGUACUUUUGUUAACGAUGUACGCCUAGGAGACGGUUCUAAAGAUAGCGAAUGGAAAGAGUUGAAACAUGGAGAUGUAAUUACCUUUGGACACAGUGUUCGGCGCAACCAAAGCUUAUAUAAGCAUUUGUCCGCUUACGUGUUCUACCCAAAAGAAAAGAAAGAGGUUCCACCAAUACCAAUUUCUUCUAAUAACAUACAAAACUAUGAAUUACCGAGUGAAUCGACAAACAGUGCAAACCACAAAUCAGAAAGAUCAGAGGAAAAAGUUCCCACCACGACGUCAGCAUGCAUAGCGAAAGAUCUUUCAACGGAGGUCCCUGCUGAUGGCUUUGUUUCUGCUGCGUCUAUGCAAAACAAAGUUGAAAAAUCUGCCGAGGUUCAAAAAGAACAUAAGUCUACCAAGAUAAGCGAAUCUCGUGCUGUUCCAUCGGGCGUUAGUUCUGGUGUCUCCGGUCAAAAAAGUUCGGCCUCAUCAAAUAUGCGUGAAACGAGACAGUCAGAAGAAGUUGAUACUUCGGCAUCAGCUGCAACCACAACUGCGGCCAUUGCGCCAAUCAAACCAAAACCUCAGAUAGUUGCAGUGAAACAGGAAAGACGGUCAGUGACAUCGGAAAGGAAUGUCGCCAAGUUUGAUAUACCCGUUGUGAAAGACGAGGUUGUUCCCACAGAUGAUUUUCACAAAUUCGCCGACGAUCAUAAACUUGUUACUCCAGCAAUCACUCCGGACGCUUGUCCUUUAGAAGAAACCACGGUAAAUCUUGUGACCAUAAAAAAUACGGCAGUCUCUAUUAAGGAAAAACCGUCGACACAAAUGUCUCGUGAAACAAAACAUUCCAAAGAAUCACAUAAGGACGAAAAAAUAAACGAAAAAAUUAAUAAUGAAAGUACGGUGAACAAUGGGGAGGGUCCCUCUAAUGUGACUGAAACAACGAACUCGACGGUUUCCGUCAUCUCCCGUAAACGUAAAUACGAGGAACUUGAUUACGAAGAAUGCCUGCAACAAGUAAACGAACUUAAUGAGAAAUUAGCAGUUUUAGAGAUGCGUGCUAACAAACGCAGAAGAUGGGAACUCAUUGCAUCCACAGUGGUUGGCAUGGUCGCUGGUGUUGUUAGUAUCGGAGUUGGCGCUUAUAUGCUAGGAAACUGA
Acaulospora colombiana is the source of this 1722-nucleotide messenger RNA. NCBI's taxonomy places the organism in Eukaryota, Fungi, Glomeromycota, Glomeromycetes, Diversisporales, Acaulosporaceae. The record is from the annotation of a GenBank genome assembly.